GUUUCGUGUCGUUUCACGUUGUGCCACGUUCACUUUGGCGCAGCAGCAUGCAGCAAUGCAUCACCGACGUGUACCUACGCUAUGUGAUUCCGCUCAAGGACUAUCUCAUGCUCGAUUGCCUUGGCGGUCCGCGGCCAGUCCAAGUUCGCAAGCUUUUGAACGCGCAAAAAGCCGCGACGGUCGUCGUACUGCCACUGCUCAUGUGGUACUUUGGCAACUGGUCGACGCCCGCAUACCUCCACUUGGCGAACCACGGGACGUUUGGAGUCUUCUGGGUGGUCAAGGAUGUCGUGACACCCGACAAGGUCUGGGCGGCGUACAUGACGUUGCCGUCCGCGCUUCUCGGUGUCCUAGUGCUCUCAGCGGACUGGGCGGCCGACUAUUGCAUCAUUGCGAAUCACGUCGAGCCAGCGCCGGGACUUGUGGGAUUCUGCACGGCGCUGCAUACGACCGGACUCACGCUGCUCAUGUGCACUGACACCCAAAAGUACUUUGUGUUGCGGUCGUCGCCUGGCGUCUUGUUCACGGACGGCUAUGUCAAGUGGAGUCGCAACCCGAAUUUUCUCGGCAAACUGCUCGUGUACCUCUCGUACGCGGUGCUGGCCGACCACUGGUUCCCGUACGCGAUGCUCACGUUCAUGACGCUCUUUGUCAUGCUCUCGCAUAUGAUUCUCAAGGACAUUUCGCUUGCGAAAAAGCCGGGCGGCGAAGCGUACCUCGCCCGCACGGGACUGCUCUUGCCCAAUGUACUCGGCUGGCUGCGCACCGACGUGUUCCCACACACAGCUGCCAACGACGCGCCCGUGAGCCCCUCGGUCGCUCGGUCGAGUUUUGCGGAAGACACAACAUGUUUAGCUACCUUGUAAAGCCGCGAGUCCUGUCAUAAAAUGACGUGGAUAAGUACCCUAACCGCAAGAGAAGCCAGUCGGAAACACGAUACUAGUACGGAUCCUAGUUAUGCGAGGUUAAUGACACUGUACGUUUAGAUAAUGCAUACAGCAACGUCC
Messenger RNA from Saprolegnia diclina VS20, 1007 nucleotides. RefSeq lists its product as hypothetical. Lineage: Eukaryota; Oomycota; Saprolegniomycetes; Saprolegniales; Saprolegniaceae. Gene Ontology annotation, biological process: lipid metabolic process. Gene Ontology annotation, molecular function: oxidoreductase activity, acting on the CH-CH group of donors. The transcript is spliced from 4 exons. The coding region runs from base 48 to 866 and encodes 272 amino acids. The record is from RefSeq and is a predicted model, not a curated record.